Alexandromys fortis (reed vole) is the source of this 2127-nucleotide messenger RNA. RefSeq names its product ST8 alpha-N-acetyl-neuraminide alpha-2,8-sialyltransferase 2 (gene St8sia2). NCBI's taxonomy places the organism in Eukaryota, Metazoa, Chordata, Mammalia, Rodentia, Cricetidae. The coding region runs from base 166 to 1293 and encodes 375 amino acids. Gene Ontology annotation, molecular function: alpha-N-acetylneuraminate alpha-2,8-sialyltransferase activity. Gene Ontology annotation, biological process: N-glycan processing; oligosaccharide metabolic process. The transcript has 6 exons. The record is from RefSeq and is a predicted model, not a curated record.
AGCAACCCCUGUCUGUCGCUGCCGCUGUCGCCUUGGCCGCCUUGGCCCGGACUCGCCCAGAGCGCAGGGUGUGUGCCCCACUGCGCGUGGAGCGCGGAGGCUCCUCCAGCCCCAGCUCCUCGCCCCGGCCCGCGCGCGCGGGUCCCGGAGGGCGCCGACCCCACCAUGCAGCUGCAGUUCCGGAGCUGGAUGCUGGCCGCGCUCACGCUGCUUGUGGUCUUCCUCAUCUUCGCAGACAUUUCGGAGAUCGAAGAAGAAAUCGGGAAUUCUGGAGGCAGAGGUACAAUCAGAUCAGCUGUGAACAGCUUACAUAGCAAAUCUAAUAGAGCUGAGGUCGUAAUAAAUGGGUCUUCACUGCCAGCUGUUGUUGACAGAAGUAAUGAGAGCAUUAAACACGGCAUCCAGCCGGCUUCAUCCAAAUGGAGACACAACCAGACGCUCUCUCUGAGGAUCAGGAAGCAGAUUUUAAAGUUCUUGGAUGCGGAGAAGGAUAUUUCCGUCCUUAAGGGGACCCUGAAGCCCGGAGACAUCAUCCAUUAUAUCUUUGAUCGAGACAGCACAAUGAACGUUUCCCAGAACCUCUACGAACUCCUUCCCAGAACCUCACCCCUGAAGAAUAAGCAUUUUCAGACUUGUGCCAUCGUGGGCAACUCGGGGGUGUUGCUGAACAGCGGCUGUGGGCAGGAGAUUGACACACACAGCUUCGUCAUAAGGUGCAACCUGGCUCCAGUUCAGGAGUAUGCCCGGGACGUGGGCCUCAAGACAGACCUAGUGACUAUGAACCCCUCAGUCAUCCAGCGGGCCUUUGAGGACCUGGUGAAUGCCACGUGGCGGGAGAAGCUGCUGCAGCGGCUGCAUGGCCUCAACGGCAGCAUCCUGUGGAUCCCUGCCUUUAUGGCCCGGGGUGGCAAAGAACGUGUGGAGUGGGUCAACGCUCUCAUCCUGAAGCAUCACGUCAACGUCCGCACGGCCUACCCUUCCCUGCGCCUGCUGCAUGCGGUCCGAGGAUAUUGGCUGACCAACAAAGUUCACAUAAAAAGACCAACUACUGGCCUCUUGAUGUACACCCUGGCCACACGCUUCUGCAAUCAGAUCUACCUCUAUGGCUUCUGGCCCUUUCCACUGGAUCAGAAUCAGAACCCCGUCAAGUACCACUAUUAUGACAGCCUCAAGUACGGCUACACCUCCCAGGCCAGCCCCCACACCAUGCCCUUGGAAUUCAAGGCCCUCAAGAGCCUGCAUGAGCAGGGAGCAUUGAAACUGACGGUGGGCCAGUGUGACGGGGCUACGUAAGGAUGGCAGCCCGUGGGACUCAGUGGCUCACUUUCCUGCCGGCUACACCAGAGGCAGAUGGGAGUCAGGGCGGCACAAACAAUAGAAGAUGCAGGCUAGUGGUUUCCUUUGUUAGAGUGUAAAACAGUGACCAGAAUAUAUAUAUCUAUACCUGCAUAUAUAUAUUGACCUGAGUAUUUAUAACUGUGUGGUGUUCAUCUAGCGUUAGGCAGAUAAGCCACAGGAAGAAGGUGUGGAGAACCCACCUGGACCAGAUGGAGACUCAGUCCACCUUUGGGGGCAGAAGGACUUGACAGGCCAAGAAGCCAGUCCCAUGACUUUGGAUAACAACCCGCCUCCUGGGUUGGAUGGAUCUCUGGGCUCAUGGAUGGAUGGAUAGCCACCUGUUGUCAGCUUCCCCGAACCUCUGAGUGAUGUGGAUUCUGGGUAGCCCAGACCCAGAGAGGACAGUUUGAACCAGUCUAAAGAGGUGCGGUUCAUGGAGGAGAGACUUGGAAAGUUCCGCUGGGCAAAGAGGCACAAGGAGACCAAACAUCGGAGGUCACAACAGAGCUGAGGACCUUGUUCAGGAACUGGAGAGUGCAAGUGCCCAAACUACACAUGGGCAGCGCCUGUGUCCCAGAGAGGCCUUCCCAGCUACGGAGACAGGCUGGAGGAAACCCACUCCACAGCCCCAUACCCGGGUUAGACAAGGACCACCCAGGACUUAGUGGGGUGGAUCAGCAGAUGGCCCUAUACAGGUAGAGUGUUAUAAAUCAUGGUUUUAGAAGCUUGAGACCUUCCAGGGGUACUCCACCUCAGAAAAGAACAAAAGAGUGUCCAAAAUAUGGUCGU